AUGACAGACGUAGAGGCCUUCCGAGAUGCGGAGUACCUCGCUGACGUAUCCGGCAUCUCCUAUGACGAUGCGGAGCCAACGGGCACGCUCAGCAGCGAUGACAGUCGCGUGAGAAAGGCCCAGUCCGCCACAAAGGUCGCCUUCAUUGAUCGCCUGCUCCGUGAUCUUGAUGUUCUAAUAUACUGUCAACUGUCGGCGCUGUAUUACAUGGACUGCUCCAUCGUUCUAUUUGCUGCUCGUGCUGUCAUAGAAUUGAUCUUCUUUACGCCCAAAGUACCCCCAUUUGAUCCCACGCGCAACCAGCCCUAUGUCGGCGCCAUUAUCGCCAGUAAUCUGUUUUGUAUGCUCCUCCAUGCAUUCUUCAUCCGGCCCGAGGCUGGAGAAAGCACGCGCGGUUACCUCCACGGAGGCCUGUUCAUCGAUUUCAUUGGACAGACGCCUGUGUCUGUAUUUCGGCUUUUGGUCUUUGACGUCCUGGUCUUUCUGGUCGAUGUCGUGAUGCUGGCAUUGGUAAUCGAACGAGUCAAGACGGUUGGAUCCAAUCCAUCCACCACUUCUGCUACUACCGCCACAACUACCGGCCCAGGGACAGAAGCGGACCAGUCGUUCUCGCAGGACCAUGACUCGGAAGAACGGGGCGUGCUCAGACAAGGCGAGACCUCCCGCGAGCUAGACGGCGCUGCGCGGGAUGACCCCACUUCGUUGUCUUUGUCUGGCAGCGCCAUUGACGAGGAUGCCGCAGAGGAACGCACAACACUCCUCGCAGACCCAGGCGAGGGCGCGUCUGCCCGCGGCUCUCGGGACCGCCACCCGUUGGAUUCGUUUUCUACCGGGCAGACGAUCAUUGUUCACAUGGGCUUUCUGGAUACCUUGCGCGAUCAAUGGCGGUACUCUACCACCCCGAACCGGCCCACCGGCUACGUGCCAUCUCCUGAAACUGCUACUUUCCUCCGCCAACGCUUUGGUCUCCAGGUUGGGACGGAUGGUCGGAUUGUCCGGGUGGACCAGUAG
Penicillium alfredii is the source of this 1011-nucleotide messenger RNA. Its product is annotated as DSC4 family protein. Gene Ontology annotation, cellular component: Dsc E3 ubiquitin ligase complex. Bases 1 to 1011 code for a protein of 336 amino acids. Lineage: Eukaryota; Fungi; Ascomycota; Eurotiomycetes; Eurotiales; Aspergillaceae. The transcript is spliced from 2 exons. The record is from RefSeq and is a predicted model, not a curated record. Gene Ontology annotation, biological process: SREBP signaling pathway; protein processing.